Beta vulgaris subsp. vulgaris (sugar beet) is the source of this 1990-nucleotide messenger RNA. Its product is annotated as 7-deoxyloganetin glucosyltransferase. The record is from RefSeq and is a predicted model, not a curated record. Bases 386 to 1858 code for a protein of 490 amino acids. The transcript is spliced from 2 exons. Lineage: Eukaryota; Viridiplantae; Streptophyta; Magnoliopsida; Caryophyllales; Amaranthaceae. Gene Ontology annotation, molecular function: UDP-glycosyltransferase activity.
CUACAUGUAUGCACAUGGUAUGUUCAAUUGAUAUUCUUCGGAUAGACAUGUAGAAGACAAAUUAGAAGACAUUAUUAUAGAUAUUUUUGGUUGUAAAAUUAAAGAGAGUGUUAACAGACUAGAACGUACGUAACAUGAGUGGUGCCUAAGUAUUGAAGCUUCUUGAGCUGCUUGAUCUCACACGGCAUUAUGACACUCACGAAGUGCCAGGGUAAAUUUCCUUGGACAAGUUGCGAAGAGUAGAGCUAUAAAAGGCGUACUUAACUCUUGUAUCUAAUAAGUUUUUCGACUCACCCUCCUAUUAUUAAGACUAUUAAACUCAUUAUCUUAUUUUGAUUUGAUUGACUCAAAAGAGUGGUGAAAGCUUGAAACAAUAAAAAAAAAAAUGACGCAGUUACCUAGUGAGAAAGAAGUUAAGCUUCAUGCAGUCUGUGUCCCCUUUCCUGCACAAGGCCACAUAAGCCCAAUGCUAAAUCUAGCCAAGUUACUCCAUUCUAAAGGCUUCCACAUAACCUUUGUAAAUACUGAGUUCAACCAUCGCAGGCUUCUUAGGUCGAGGGGUCCAAACUCCCUUGAUGGUCUCUCAUCUUUCCGAUUCGAAGCGAUACCGGAUGGCAUACCACCCUCUGAUCCGGAUGCCACCCAAGACGUUCCUUCCAUGUUCCAUGCUGUUCUAAAUAACUGUCUUGACCCCUUCAAGAAGCUCCUCCAAAGGCUUAAUGAUCCGUCCGCAGGUUCACCGCCUGUCACCUUUAUUCUCUCGGACUGUAUCAUGCCGUUCACUCUUGAUGCCGCACGAGACCUCGGUGACUUGCCUGUGAUUCUCCUGUGGACUGCUAGCGCUUGUGGGUUCUUAGGUUAUGCUCAAUAUCGAUUACUUCUUGACAAGGGCAUUGUGCCCUUCAAAGAUCCUAAUUACUUGACGAACGGCAGUUUGGAUAUGAUUGUUGACUGGGUCCCCAGCAUGAAAGGUAUACGCUUAAAGGAUAUUCCAAGCUUCAUAAGAACCAUGGAAAAAGAUGACAUAUUAUUUUAUUUCUUGAUGAUCUCCGUUGAGAAAUCUUGCGAAUCUUUAGCACCAAUCAUAUUCAAUACCUUUGACGAAUUAGAGCACGAAGUCCUUGACGACAUAUCUAAAAUGGGUGGUCCAAUCUACACCAUUGGACCACUGCACUACCAACUAAACCAAACUUCCCAACAUGUAGAUGAUAAGGACGCCAAUUACUUGGGGUCCAAUCUUUGGAAAGAGGACUCACAUUGCCUACAAUGGCUUGAUACGAUGAAGCCAAAUUCAGUUUUGUAUGUUAGUUUUGGGAGCAUCACAACCAUGACAAAAGAUAAUCUUGUCGAAUUUGCGUGGGGACUUGCGAAGAGCAAUCGCCCAUUCUUGUGGAUCGUUAGACAGGAUAUUGUCACAGGAGAUUUGGCGGUUUUACCGCCUGAUUUUCUAACUAAAACAAAAGAUAGGGGCAUGUUAGCUAGUUGGUGUGAUCAAGAAAAGGUGCUGAAUCAUGAAGCAACGGCUGCUUUUUUAACCCAUUGUGGGUGGAACUCUAGUCUUGACACCAUAUGUGGUGGAAAGCCUGUGCUUUGUUGGCCAUUUUUCGCCGAACAACAGACUAAUUGUUGGUAUUUCUGCAAUAAAUGGGGUACAGGCAUGGAGAUAAACAAGGAUGUUAAGAGGGAUGAGGUUGAGAGGCAAGUGAGAGAGUUAAUGGAGGGUGAAAAGGGUGAAGAUAUGCGAAGGAAUGCAAUCAAGUUGAAAAGGUUAGCUGAAAAGGCAACAAGACCUACUGGAUCAUCUUACAACAAUAUGGAACAAUUGAUGAGCCAAGUGUUUCUUCCACUGAAACACUAAAAUUGAUGAACCAGGGUCCAAUGUACAAGAGUAGUUAUUGAUAUGAAACAAACAACGAAAAUAAAUUUAUUGUCACUAUGUUGAUUAAUAAUAAUAAUACCUCUUUUUUUAAAUAAAAAAACUCGUUCUUUA